This is a messenger RNA of Pseudopipra pipra, 1587 nucleotides long. RefSeq names its product VPS37D subunit of ESCRT-I (gene VPS37D). NCBI's taxonomy places the organism in Eukaryota, Metazoa, Chordata, Aves, Passeriformes, Pipridae. The transcript is spliced from 4 exons. Gene Ontology annotation, biological process: protein targeting to membrane; protein targeting to vacuole; ubiquitin-dependent protein catabolic process via the multivesicular body sorting pathway. Bases 10 to 1182 code for a protein of 390 amino acids. Gene Ontology annotation, cellular component: ESCRT I complex. The record is from RefSeq and is a predicted model, not a curated record.
GGGCGCAGGAUGCGCACAGCGGUGUGCGGGGUGGGCACAGCGGGGUAUCGGGUGUGCACAGCGGGGUGCGGUGCGCAGGGUGCGCGGAGCGGGAGCAGUGCCGGUGUCCCCCGGCCGGGGGCGGGCGCGGUGCGGAGCGGGAGCGCCUCGUGCUCCGCUGCGGCUCCUUUAAGACCGGCGGGGGCGGCGGGCGCGGGGCGGCGCGCGGGGGGCGCGCGCGGCUCCCGGCGGCGGGGGCGGGGGGGGUCCCGGUCCCGAUCCCGAUCCCAAUCCCGGCCCCGGCCCAUGUCCCGGCCCGCGGCGCCGCCCGGCUCCCCGCGCCGCCUCGGGGCGCUGAGCACGGCGCAGCUCCGGGCGCUUCUGCAGGACGAGCCGCGGCUGCAGCGCGCCGCCCGCCUCAGCAGGAAGUUCCAGAGUCUGCAGCAGGAGCGGGAGAUGUGUUUGGCUUCAAACUGUACCCAGGCCAGGGUGAACCUGUCCCUGCGCCCGCGGCUGGAGGACGGGAAGGCUUCCCUGGCCAUCAAGUACCAGGAGCUGCGGGAGAUCCGAGAGGCAUGUUGGGACAAGCAGCAGCGCCUGGAGGCUUACCUGGAGAAGUGGAGCCCACAGAGCGCCCUGGGCCAGCUCCAAGCCAGGCUCGAUGCCUCUGAAGCAGAGUCAGAGGUACAGAUAGAGCAGUUCCUGGCCCAGGACCUGCCCCUUGAGUCCUUUCUGGAGUCCUUCUGCCAGAGCCGCACACGCUCCCACAUCUGCCGGACGCAGCUGGAGAAACUGCAGGAGCUGCUGCAGAAGGACCAGGUGCAGAAGGACCAGGUGCAGAAGGACCAGGUGGGGAGGGACCCUGCGGGCCCCACGAAGUGCCCAGGUGCCCCGGCUAGCCCACCACCAGCCCGCCUUGCCCCGUUACGGAGUGGAGUAGCCCCCAAAGCCUUCGAUCUCUCCUACGGCUUUGUGCCUGCCCUCCUCAUCCCCUCGGAGGCCGUUGUGCCUUUUCCCGUGCCAGCUGCGCCUCCCAAGCACCAUCUCCCAGCCCUGGGACAGCAGCCAGCAUCUCCCUGCUCUGAAAUCCCCAGCCCAGGCUCUCCCCUGCGCCUCGUCGGACACAUCCCCGUGCUCAGCCCCCAGCCCGUCCGCAGGCAGCAGCGGCUGCGGCAGCAGCAGCAGGAGCCUCCACACCGGUAGCAGGGCAGGGAUAAGGGAUGUCCCUGCUCCUGUGCCUCCACGGGGCUGCACAGGAACACCCUGGCCAGGGAGCAUGUGGGGUGGGGGGUGGUGUAGGCACAGCUCUGAGGGGCUGCGGGGUCUGGGGGGCAGGCACAGGGGUGGGUGCUCACAGAGGGAUGGAGGUGCUUGGCUGGGGGUGGGAUGGGGCAGGUGCUGUGGCUGGGGAGGGGGUCCUGUGUUUGGGGAGCUGUCAGGGGGAGGUCUCUGCAUCCACAGCAAGAGGAACAGUGAGAGGAGGUGGGGGUGGGUGGCUUUUAGGGAUGUCAGUGGGCUCGGUCGGGGGAGGGAUAGCAGGGAAAAGGGCCCAGGGACACUGGGUGCCACAUACUUCCUAAAUAAAGGCUCUUUCCAUGCUCUAUAUUA